UCACUUUGUUAUCAUUUGCUCAUUUGUGAGGAGAAAGCUCGGUAUCGCCUCGCCCGCCUCCCCGACCGUCCAAGGAGAAGGUUAAAAGUGUGUUUGUGUUUCCGAAAGUUGUUUAUCGUUUCCGACUCUGAACCAACCAGACAACGUUCUUAAAAAAUAGUCGUACUGUCCAAUAAGCCCGUCGGUGUAAUGAGAGCUCUGACUGUAAACAAACCGACAACGACUCCGAAGAUCGGGUCCACCUGCAGGCAAACGGCAGGAAACGGCUAACAAGUAAUGAAACGUAAAAGCUUCAAACCUUCAGUAGGCUGUGCUGAAAUGAAGAUACUGACAUUUCACAGACUACAGCUUUGUUAUCAACAAACAAAAUGUCAAAUCUCGUUCGUGCUUGCCACCUCGCUAAACCCCGGGGCGUCACCAGGGGGUUAAAUAUUUCCAAACCUGGUAUUUGUGCGCAGAGUUGCGCUGACGUUCAAACUCCUACCAUGUUUUCACCUUAACGCAACUGCAAGGUUAUCUUACAUGCACAGAAAGGAUUUAGUGUUUAAUGAACUUCAAACGUGUGGACAGAACAAAUUAAGAGUUGUUGAUUCUAUUUAUUGUGCUUAAGUCGUAAACCCCAGUGUGUCUGAAGGGUUUGCAGAUUCAGGACUGAGGAAUAAACACGUUGCUGAGUCUCCGCUGGGUGCAGCCAGUAACUGUUAGCUGGGUUUCACCACAACUAAGUUAGUAGGUAACUAAACUGGACGCACAGCAGUUUUUGUGCUGUCUCUGCCUUUGGGCACCUUCUUCGGUUCCUCUUCUGGUGGGAUGCUGCACUGGGACAUUUUGGGAACUUUCACAGUUACAGAAACUACCAGGCCCGUUUUUUGUUUAGGGCUCAAAUGUUUCAGCCAGGCUUCACAGGUUGUACUUAACUUGAACAAAAAUCUACUCCCAGCGAUAGAUAACGGCAACUUUUGGACUGAAUUGAGACAGAAAUGUAAUCCGAGGUUUAAACAGGCACAAACGUUAAUGAACUUGUAUCGGGAGUGGCAGGUGUAGCACCAGGAUCAAUCACUGCAAUAUGACACAUCCUGCUGUCCGGUCCAUAUUAGCUCAAGGCAAACACGCCAGCUAGUCAAAGGAGCUUUGUAGUCCGAGGUGACAUCAGAUAUGAAUUGCUGUGUUAAACACUUGUGCGAGAUGUGGAUGCUGGUCCUUCAGUUGAUUUGCACUGGUUUGUGCCUAAAGGUAACAGUGUCCUACCAAACAUGCCGUUUGAGGGGACAAAGAGCCUGGUGUGGCUUUCAGAACCACUCCUGGGUUCCUGCUCUGCCCCACAACAUCACCCACCUCUAUCUGCAGAGUAACCACAUCAGUGAGGUUAACAGCACCUCGCUCAGAGACUUUAAGGAGUUGCAAGUAUUAAAUCUUGAAGGUCAGGAUCAAACACUCGUCAUAUGGAACAACGCUUUCCUCGGGCAGAGGAAGUUAACAGAAUUGAUGCUCGGCUCUAAUCUGGGCCUCAAACUGCAGCCGAGGGCGUUUGCAGGACUGUUCAAUUUACAAAACCUGUCUUUGUAUUAUUGCAGUCUGACAGACUCCAUACUAUCAGAAAGCUAUCUGGAACCACUUUUGUCCUUGGAAGUGCUUGAUCUCUCGUUCAACAACAUAACGAGACUGCGGCCAGGUCUGUUCUUUUCAAGAUUCACAAAGUUCACGCAGCUGAAACUCAAACUAAAUAAGAUCGAAAACAUCUGUGAAGAAGAUCUUGUAAGUUUCAGGGGUAAAAGGUUUGAGCUCCUGAGCUUGGACUCCAACAAGUUAUACCACAACGAUGAAUGGGGAAACUGUGGGAACCCUUUCAAAGAGCUAGCCUUCGAUGUUCUCGAUUUAACCUCCAGUGGACUACAUGUGAACGAAACAAGGCAGUUUUUCCAAGCAAUAGAAGGGACUCCGAUUUCUCAUCUUAAAUACUCUGGAAUCUUGGGCAAAGGGUUUUCCCAUGAGAACUUCCCAGAUCCAGAUAAAAAUACAUUUGAAGGCCUGAAAAACAGUGCAGUGAAAAUUUUGGAUGUCUCUAACAACCGCAUAUUUGCUUUGCAGAGUGCCGUGUUCAGUCAUCUAAGAGAUGCAAAGAAGAUCGAUAUUUCACUGAACAGAAUCAAUCAGAUUAACAGAAAUGCUUUUGAUGGUCUUCAGGAUCAUUUAUUAAUACUCAACCUGUCAUCCAACCUUUUAGGACAAAUACAUUCUCACACAUUCACCAAUCUGAGAGAACUUAGGAUGUUGGACUUGUCCCAAAACCACAUUGGUAUUUUGGGAUACAAAGCAUUCAGCGGUCUCCCGAACUUACAGUAUUUAGAUCUGACAUCAAACUCACUGCGAGAACUGGGUUUUCCUACACCACUGCCCAAUUUAGAAUAUCUGCUUUUGAGAGAUAAUAAGUUGAAAUCUCUCAAUGAAAUUGAUGACUUGGCCAUGAACAGUAUCCAUGUCGAUAUUUCAGAAAAUAGAUUAACAAAUAUGGAGGAUGUAUUUUUCAUUUUAACUUAUCUCCCGAGACUUCAGGUUUUAUUCUAUGGUGACAACAUCAUCAAGUGGUGCAAACGAAACUAUGUGUUUGAACCUCUUAAUAACAGUUUGAAAGUGCUAGAUCUUCAUGAUAGUUCCCUGCAGAUAAUUUGGGCACAGGGGCAGUGCCUCGACUUGUUUGACCAUCUUGAAAAUCUGAUUGGUUUAAAUAUAAGCCUUAAUUCCCUCACGACCCUCCCAAAUGGGAUUUUCAGGGGUCUCAGCUCAAUCAUAGAGAUGGACCUUUCGUACAAUGCCUUGACCUUUUUGCAGCCAGAUGUUUUUCCCAUCAGCCUGAAAUGGCUCCAUAUUUCAAACAACUUCCUAGCCUCCCCCGACCCUAUGACAUUUCAGUCUCUCAGCGUUCUCAGUCUGUCAGCAACUCGCUUUCACUGUGACUGCAAUCUGGGGAACUUCCUGGAGUGGCUGAACACGACUAAUGUCACGUUUUUGAGCCCAAUUGAAGACUUAAGAUGCGAGUUUCCAGCUGCUUUCCAGGGCCUUCCUCUGCUGAAUUACUCCACAAUCAUCGAACCAUGUGAGACGGAUCCCGAACAGGCAGUCCGAGGUCUAAAGUUUGCUGUCUUCCUUUUCUCUGCCUCACUCAUCAUUACUGUCCUUCUUACUGGAAUCAUUUACGCUCGUCUCCGGGGACAAAUAUUCAUCAUCUACAAAAAAAUCAUCAGCAGGGUUCUCAAGGGCCCCAAACUGAUGCCUCUUGAGGAUGAGAUGAGGUAUGAUGUGUUUAUCUGUUUUAGCAACAGGGACUACCGGUGGGUGGAGGCGGCUUUACUAAAGAAGCUGGAUAACCAGUUUUCAGAAGAGAAUCUUUUUCACGGUUGUUUCGAGGCCCGAGACUUCCUGCCAGGUGAGGAUCACCUUUCAAACAUCAGAGAUGCCAUCUGGAGCAGCAGGAAGACUUUGUGCAUUGUCUCUAAGGAUUUCCUUAAAGAUGGCUGGUGCUUGGAAGCGUUUACUUUAGCCCAAGGCCGGAUGCUGGAGGAGCUGACGAAUGUCUUAAUCAUGUUGGUGGUAGGGAAGGUGGCUCACUACCAGCUGAUGAAGUGCAAUGCAGUCAGAGCUUUUGUCCAGAGGAAAGAGUACCUCACGUGGCCAGAGGACCCUCAGGAUAUGGAGUGGUUUUAUGAACGUCUCAUCUCAGAUAUACUAAAAGACAGCAAGGUGAAAAAGCUCAAAGAGGACAAGCCUGAGCCCGGGGGGCCUGAAGUUCAGCCGGAGAACAUAAAAGAGACUUCCAUGUGAACUGUGUUUCUGCUGCUGUUUAGGAAGCCUACUGAAAACUGGUAGCUUUGUAAAACGCAGCAACAGAUUCAGCAGACCUCGUGAUGCAAAGAGAAGUCCAAGAAGGCCUAAACAAUGGUGCAGUUCUUGGAUUUAGAGCAGGUGCAUCUAUACCAAACAUAAAGCCCAUGGCUGGAAUCAGCCCGGCAAAGACUCCAAGCUGACCCACGUGAUUGCUUUGCAAUUUAUUAAGGAAGGCAUAGACUUUGACCUUUGACUUUUUCUCUACGUUUUACAACUUUUCCUGCUAAUAAAAAGCCUUAAAGACUCAAAGUAAUGGAAAAACUUUUACAGCUUGUACAAAUAAAUUUGUAUUUCAGUGAUUCCUGAGAUUAGGGACAAAUCGGGUUUUAAUUUUCUAAAACAUAUUUUUUGAUUUUUCAAAUACAUAUUUACAUAUAAUUGUUACACAAAGUUUUGGCUGUCUCACCAUGUUUUGGUACAAUCUCCCAGAUAUAACAUAUUUUUUAAUAAUUUAUGUUUUUGCUGGAGAAGUGCAAGGUUUUAGUCAACAUCGUCAGACACAAAGAAAUGCAAAAAUAUAUUUUAAAUUAAGUUGUUUCAGCUAUUUUGACUAUUAGCAGCUUCUCUGUUCUACUGUUUAUGCACAUAUGUUUUCAAACUAAUUAUACCACGUUUAAAAGUAA
This is a messenger RNA of Neolamprologus brichardi, 4505 nucleotides long. NCBI's taxonomy places the organism in Eukaryota, Metazoa, Chordata, Actinopteri, Cichliformes, Cichlidae. The record is from RefSeq and is a predicted model, not a curated record.